UGACAUAAGAUCACUGAUAGAAAAAUCGUUAGAUAUCGGAUAAAGUUAAAUACCAAAAUCAUUAAAUUACCGUUACUUUUAAACAUUUUGUGAUAGAAAGGGUUAACAUAUAAACAUUCUGGAUAACGUUUGAUGUUUCUCGGAGUUUUGGGUCAAGAUUGGUUAAUUGCUAGCAUCAUCAUGCGAUAGACACAAUACGAAAUAUGCCGGUGCAAGGCAAAAAAUCAGGAAUAUCUGGAGGUGGGCACCCAAGAAAACUUUUUACUAGGCAAUCGUCCAUUGUAGACAGUCGGCAAGUUCCAGCUAGUGUUGAUGCAAAGAAAUCUUCACGAAAUAAAUCUGGCAAGAAGAAUCCAGCUAAAGUUGUAGCGAAUCGUCCUCAAAAGAAAGAUCCGGCCACGACCAAGAAAGAAAAGCCGACGUAUGAUGACGCGGCAACGAAGAAGUUCGACAAAAUGUUACGCGGUGAUUUGACAGAUUUGCCGCCCUUUCCAAAAUCCACAGUGAAAAUCUUUCUCAGCUCCACAUUUUCUGACAUGCGAGCAGAGAGGAACACACUUGCUAGAGAGGUUUACCCUCGUCUUCAAACAUAUUGCCAAUCACGCGACCUCGACUUUCAAGUUGUGGAUAUGAGAUGGGGUGUUACAGAAGAUAGCAUCAAUGAUCAUUCUGUAGAAAACCUGUGUCUUCUUGAAAUUGAGAAUUGCCAAAAAACAUCUUUUGGUCCAAACUUUGUUUUACUGUCGGGAGACAGAUAUGGAUUUCGGCCUAUUCCAGUAAACCUUGAUAUCAGAACAUUUGACAUCAUAAGAUACGAGGCUAUCAAACUAAAUCUAGACAACAAGAUAUUGUUAGAAGAAUGGUAUAGGUUAGAUGAGAAUGCCGUGCCUGCUACAUAUAUUUUACAGCCAAUUAGAUCCAAGUUCACAUUUUACGGCGAUUUCUCGCCUGGAUGCGAUGAACUUAGGGAAAGAGAUACAGACGGGUGGUGGUCAACUUUCGGGAAGCUGCAGAUUUUGUUGAGGAAAGCUGCCGAUGAAGCAUUUAAAGAGAACAAGUUUACAGCUGAAGACAGACACCAGUUCUUUCAAUCUGUGACAGAAAGCGAAAUUCAAGAUGGAAUAUUGAAGGCAACAAACGUAGAAUCGCAUUGUCUUGUUUAUAAACGCACAUUGAGACAUCUGUCUGGAGUCGGUAUAAACGAUAAAGACACACCCAAAUACAUUGAUGUCAUCAAAUUGGAAAAGGGGAAUGCACUAGACAAAGAAGUUGAGAAGCUAAAAGUUGCACUUUUUGAAGAUAAAAUUUGCAGGAAGCUCAGUGAGUCAAAUAUUAAACAAUACAGCAUUCAUUGGAUGCCUGGAGGUGUGAACCCUGAAAAUUACGAGGAACACAGGGAAUACUUAAACACAUUUUGCCAGGACUUUAUAUCCGAUUGUAAAACUCUGAUACAAAAAGCGGAAGAAGAGAAGAAGAAGAAAUUGAUUCCAUUGUCAAAUUAUUAUACGGAUUACAACAGCACAAUACAUCAUUUGAGAUUCUGUGUGUCCAAAUGUGAAUCAUUCUGCGGACAGGACAAGGUAUUAGAAGUUGCAAAAUCAUACAUUUUGGACAAGUCCGGUCGAAAACCUUUAGUACUAUACGCCACAUCUGGUGUUGGAAAAACUUCAAUCAUGGCAAAGAUCAUGGAACAAAUUCCUGAUUGGCUUAAUAAUGUUCCUCAUCUAAAACUUAUAAGGUUUCUCGGAACGUCGCCUCUUUGUUACAACGUUUACGAUGUGUUGCUCGAUGUUAUUGGCCAUUUAGCUGACGUGUAUGAUAUAAUUAUGUCUCCACCAUGCUAUAAAACUAUGAAAAGAAUUGUAGAAUUUGCACCUAGAUUUAUAAGACAGGUUGCAAACAACGCAAAAGAACCAAUUAUAAUACUUCUAGACUCUUUAGACCAGCUUGAACCGCGAAACAAUGCCUACGCUAUGGACUGGCUUCCAAUUGUUCUGCCACAAAAUGUAAAACUUAUCGUCUCGACCCUUCCAAAUGAGCAUAACAUUCUUACAAACUUGAAAAAACGUCUCCCCGAUCAAAACUGCUAUUUUGAAAUACCCGGACUGACCGAGGAGACUGCAAGAAAAAUCAUAGAAACAAGCUUAAAGGCACAGAAUCGCUCACUAACAAAAAGUCAAGAUAAUUUCUUUUGGACCAUAUUUAAAGCGACUCACGGUCCCCUUUUCUUGAAACUGCUCCUGGAUGAAGCAAAGAAAUGGAAAUCCUACACGCCAAAAGCCGAGAUUGAACUUGUUCCAACAGUUAAAGUAGCAAUCAGUAAGCUGUUCAGAAAUCUAGAGAAUAAGUUCGGUACUGUAUUGGUGAGUCAUGCACUUGGUUUUAUAACAGUAGGAAUGAUAGGGCUUACCGAAUAUGAGAUUGAUGAUGCAUUAUCAUGCGAUGACGAUGUUUUGAAUGAAGUGUACAAAUUUCAUGACCCACCGGUCCAAGGAAUUGUUCAAAUACCACCUUUAUUGUGGGCAAGAAUAUGGUAUGAUAUCCGAGGAUAUCUUGUUGAAAGAAUAUCGCAUGGUAAAUCGACAUUGAACUGGUUUCAUAGGGAGUUUGUUAUUUCGGCAUCCGAAAUGUAUGCAACAGGAGACAAAAAGUCAUAUCUCAACAUGAAAUUGUUCGAAGUAUUUCUCCAAGAAAAGGGAAUCAAGAGGACGAUAGUGCUGGAAAAUCGGAACAAUUUAUUGAUCACUGAUGCCGACCGACAAGUAACUCCUCAGCCAUACAAGUCCGACAAUAAACGCAAGCUUGCAUGUUUACCAUAUCAUUCUUUACGUUCUUAUAAAACAGCAGGAAUAGACACAGUUAAAAGAAAUGUUUAUUGCAAUUUCAAGUAUCUCUGCUCAAAGAUAACAACCAUUUCCGCUGCAUCAGUUAUUAACGAUUUGUCAGACUUUAUUGAAGCGAGUGAUGAUGAGGAGGUUCGUCUGCUUUAUAACUUCUUUUUUAACUCCAGGCAAGAUUUAACAAAUCAUGGAAAAUUGGCCAUCUGUUUAUUGGCAUACGUUAACCCAGAAGAAGACCACUUCCAAUUGAAAGAGUUAAGAAAUGAGGCAGCUGAGUUUCUGGAGUCUUUAAACAAACCGGGUCUUAUUCCUGAGUUUCCAUGUCUUGCUCAAAGAAGAGAAGCAUCAAAUGCAUUUCAGUCAUCAAUUCAAGGAGUUGCAGAAAUUCUCUCCUAUUCUAGCAGCACUGUUAUACUCAGAAAAUACUCGGACACAGAUAAUAAAAUAGACGCUGACGAUAUCAAGAUGCCAUCACACAUUGCUGUUUGGAGUUCAGAAACUCACGACAUGAUAGAUCUUAAUAUUCAAGUUGACGCAAAACCUGUCGGCGAAUACAUUAUUACUGAUGAAAACCUGUAUUUCAUUACAAAACAUGCUAUUGUGCGACAUGGGUUCAUUGACAGCAAAUCUGAAGCUGCCUUGUUUGAGGAUAUAUUACCUGACUGGGCAACGAAACAAUGUGUGAAAGGUUUUGUCGCAAAUUCAGAUGCAACCACCGGAGCACUUAUUCAAGACCGUGCAAUUACCUUGAUUUCACUGGAGAAGUUCAAAUAUAUGCAAACAUAUAAAAUCCCAGGUGAUAACUUUGUAACAGACCAUGCGUUUGUGUCAAAUAAUGUUCAAAAACUGAUAGCGGUCGGUACUAUUCAUGGCAGUGAAAGCGCUGACAGUAACAGUUUUAUCUUGGUGUUUGAAGAAGAGACCAAACUCCCAAUUCAUUCACUUGAGUUUACACACAUGUUCGAUGCUAGAAAUGGUGUUUUGUCUAGCAAAGAUCAUUGGUUGCUGGUUCCUUCAGAAACAGAUAGUAUGAAAUCACAAACAGAAAUUGAAAAGCCAGAAUGCUGCGGGUGUCAGCUUUUGGCAUUUGAUAUCAGAGAAAACCACUUUGAACAGAAAGAAAUAAAUAUAGUUUCACCCAUUAGCAAAGUUGCAGUACAUCCGGAACGGGGGAAGAUUGUUUUUCUAACAAAAAAUGGCCGUAUGUUUAGCGUGCUCGCAAAUGAAUUUUCAUCACAAGCAGUCAUUCUUGAGAUGAAUUUGAAAUUUUCUAUAAAAGAUUUUGCGGUUUAUUGGGAAAAAGAAAUUUCUUUGUUCUGUUCGAAUGGUGGCCAACUUACCCUGUAUGACUUAAAGUCUGACAGCAUCCUUCUCACAUUUACUGCCCAUUGUGGCAAGAUAAAUGACAUUUGUCUUCUAGAGCAACAGCUGAUCACAUUAGGAGAAGACAAAGAAAUGCGGUCCUGGGAUAUGAAAUAUCUUAUUGAAGAAAGUCAAAAUGCCAAAAGUAGGGCAGAUAGUAAGAAAAUCAAAGAAGCGUUUAUUGAGCAAUCAGAUAUCGUCUCUUUGUCACCAUCAUAUGAUGGGGAUGAGCUUUUAACAGUUCAUGAUGAUGGAACUGUUAAGAUUUGGAAUUUGAACUCUCAGAAGCUUCUCUGCCAGCGCUCCAUUGGAAUUGCUGCAGACAUUAUCCAUUUAUUUUCAAAUAAUCUAGUUUCAUUUCUUGACACAAGUGUGGGCAGAAUGAAAAUUUUAGAUAUCAAAACUUGGAUAGAGACUUUUCGAAUAUCUGAAACAAUACAGGGUAAUAUCCUUAAUUCAACAGCUGAUAAAAGAGACAAUUUAUACAUCGUUAGUGCACAAAAGACUGGAAAAGAACAAAUUGAUAUCGUCAAUAUUGGCCAGAUGAUGAUUGUUAAAACCAUACAUUUACAAAACAGCUUGUCUUACAAAAGUCUCGAAGCAGUUCUCUCUGUGAACGAAAGGUAUCUCGUCCUACGUGUUUUGAUGUCAGAACGACAAUUUGAACAAGUGAGGGAGUUGUAUCAUCAGCAUUUUCCAUGGAAGAAAGGUGGUUUUACCGACCAGAACCACCGUUAUAGAUUUACUGCUGUUGCUUUGUCGGAAGGAAGUGGGGCACUUAUACACUGUUAUCGCAUUGCUGCAAAGGUACCGACCAUCGGUAUACACGUCAAACCAUAUAAAGGGAAUGUUAUGCUGAUAUCAACACAAAGAUGGAUUUUCUUCUGGGACAUACCUACUGGUAGAUGUGACCGAAAACCGUCGCCUCUCCGGAAAGUACCGAUGUUUUCCCGACUUGCCUGGAUAGGAAAAGAGUCCAUAGGCGAAACAAGGGUAUUGUUAGUAACACCAGAUCAGAAAUAUGUAACGACUGGGUCGGAUGAUGGAUAUGUUUUUGUAUAUGAUGCAGAGACAGGAUUGCCUGUAUGCAGCCGCAAGCCACUUUCAAAGCACAUUGCAGGGGUUCAAAAAGCGGUCGUUUCUCCUGACAGCAAAUUCGUCGUUUCUAACUGCAACAAUUGUGCCAUUAAAUUCUGGGACACAGCCACUGGUACCGAGCAGUUUUCAGUGCGUCUAGAUGCCAAAGUGAAGAUGAUGUCGUUUACACCUGAUUCUCAAAGACUUGUGCUAUUUACUGGAACACAUACGUCAAGAUUGUUUGUGUUUAAAGUGACGAGUGGUAAAAAGAAAUGAAAUUCCAUUUACCUUCUUCAUUUCUUAAUUUUGUCAAGCUUCGAUGUUUAGAAUUUUGUGAUAUCAAGAUGAACAUCUUAAGUUUGGCAGCAAAUAGUAUAUUGCCUGGUCAGACUGCAAGGACCAGACCUGACUCUAUACUUGUGGCAAAGGCUUUUUCAUAUUCGGUUGCGAGUUAAAAAGAGUGACAUGUCACAUAAUUCCAACAAUUUGUUCCAAUAAAAGUGUUUUGCACUGUUUUCGGUGACAUUUCUUAUUUGAUGUCGCAUCAAACAGUGUACAAGUAUUUCAAUAGCAAUCAUAGUGUAAAAUUAAAAAUAAAGUAAAAAACAUUUAAUAAUCUCAAUUUUCUGAAUACAUGUAUACAUGUACAAAUAUACCACUUGACGAAAGUAAGAACACUUUCUUGAUUGGCUAAGUUUUUAGAAUUAGUUGAUACACUUCCCAUACUUUCAUAACAAUAAAAUUGUAAUUGUUUCGUUUUGUUUAAAAAAUCCAAUUAUAAUAUUUUCAUAAUUCAUUUCAUAAUAUUUGAAUCCAUUAUGUAAAGAUUGUAAAGUGAAUUGGAUUAUAAUAAAAUUAAAGAACUACAUUAAUUGUAUCUAGAGGCAGACAUUACAAAGUACCGCGAAAUAAUUAUAUUGAAUGUUGUUGAUAAGUGUGAGACACAUGUUUUAUGACA
Molecule: messenger RNA, 6237 nt
Organism: Ruditapes philippinarum (Manila clam)
Lineage: Eukaryota; Metazoa; Mollusca; Bivalvia; Venerida; Veneridae
Exons: 14
Coding region: 204-5555 (1783 amino acids)
Molecular function (GO): protein binding
Source: RefSeq, a predicted model, not a curated record